Molecule: messenger RNA, 2085 nt
Organism: Arachis duranensis
Lineage: Eukaryota; Viridiplantae; Streptophyta; Magnoliopsida; Fabales; Fabaceae
Product: inositol phosphorylceramide glucuronosyltransferase 1
Exons: 9
Coding region: 268-1764 (498 amino acids)
Molecular function (GO): glycosyltransferase activity
Source: RefSeq, a predicted model, not a curated record
GAAUGAAACGCGGUGCAGCUUAUUCCCGUGGAACCGAUCACAGAGGAUCAGAAAAAUCGCAAGCCCGCAGGCCGCAGCCAGAGAAGACCACCCAGAAGGAAGGAAGAAAGAAAGAAGGUCAUAGAUGAGAAGAACAUAACCUACAUAUUCCUCAAAUCAAACCCCUUUCAUUUCAAGUUUCAACAUUUUUUCCCUUUUUUCUUUUCCCCCUAUACUUAUUUCACUGUCAUCAAGUUCGAAGCGCUAGUAGCAUCGGGGAUUUGAGGUAUGAUGAAAGCACAUAGGGCAUCAUCAUGGUCGUGUUUGAUAGUGAUUUUGAUGGUUUUCGUUCAAUUGGGAGCUUCAGUGAGGACCGAUGAGGCAUAUGUCACUCUUCUCUACGGUGAUGAGUUCUUGUUGGGCGUUCGAGUUCUCGGUAAAUCCAUACGUAACACUGGAUCCACCAAGGACAUGGUCGUUCUUGUCUCCGAUGGAGUCUCCGAUUAUGCCAAAAACCUUCUUAGGGCUGAUGGAUGGAUAGUUGAGAUGAUUAGUUUACUGGCAAAUCCUAAUCGAGUGCGUCCAAAGAGAUUUUGGGGCGUCUACACAAAGCUCAAAAUAUUUAACAUGACUAACUACAAAAAAGUUGUUUAUCUUGACGCGGACACUAUUGUGGUAAAAAAUAUUGAUGAUCUAUUCAAAUGUCAAAAAUUCUGUGCUAAUCUGAAGCAUUCUGAGAGGUUGAAUUCGGGAGUCAUGGUGGUGGAGCCAUCUGAAACCCUUUUUAAUGACAUGAUGAGCAAAGUGAAGACUCUUGCGUCAUACACGGGAGGAGAUCAAGGAUUUCUCAAUUCAUAUUACUCUGAUUUUCCAAAUGCACAUGUUUUUGAGCCAAAUUUGAGCCCAGAGGCAUUGAAGUCCAGACCCAUUCCUCAAAUGGAGCGACUUUCAACGCUGUAUAAUGCUGAUGUUGGUCUUUACAUGCUUGCUAACAAGUGGAUGGUUGAUGAGAAUGAACUCCGUGUGAUUCACUACACACUUGGCCCUCUUAAGCCCUGGGACUGGUGGACAUCAUGGCUUCUGAAACCUGUUGAUGUCUGGCAGGAUAUAAGAGUACAACUUGCAGAAUCCCUUCCUGGCACGGGAGGGGGCCAAAAUCCUAAAGAGAGUUUUCUUGUGAAGUUUCUUUUUCUGCUACCAUUCUGUGCUCUUCUCAUCUGCUUCUACCAUUCAUUUCUAAAGAAUCAAGGGUCUUCAUUUUGUAGAAGCUCGCUAUGUGAUCAUUUCAGACGCUAUUAUUACAAGAUUAGAUCAACUGGACCACUUACAUAUACUAGUAUUUCGACAUCAACAAUCAGUUCGUCCCAUCAGCUCUUAAAUGGUUCUCAGUUCAAGGUUCCUGUCUAUUUGGGAGGCAUUUCCAUCUGUGUCUGUUUUAUGGCUGCAGUGGUGUCUCUAGGAAUAGCUCUUGCGAUUAUUCCUCGGCAAGUGAUGCCAUGGACUGGUUUACUUUUGAUGUAUGAAUGGACAUUCACAAUUUUCUUUAUAUUAUUUGGAGGUUAUCUCCAUUUGAUUUAUCAGUGGGGAAAGAUUGUGGCAUCAAAAGCAGUGUCGUCCUUGUCGCAACCUGGGUCUUCUGAUUACGAUUCAGGAAAACGUCAUCAACGACAAGCCUCAUCUUGUGAUGCUACUACGUGGUUCUAUGGUUUAGGGAUGGCCUUUCUGGCAAUUGCGGCUCCAUCCUUGCCUUUCGUUUUUGGAAUAACUGCCCUGUUUGUUAGGUAACUUGGAACUAAACUUAUUUAGAAGGAGAGCUCUAAUAGAAGCAUGCCUAGUGUAAGCCAUCAUAAUAGAUCUAGUUAAGACACUUAAAAUUUUUUUCAAUGUCAAUUUCGUCUUGGUGAUUCUGAAGUUACUCUUAUCAGAUUCAGCUUGAGUUGUGGUUUGUCAACCAAUAUCAUCUCUUUUCAGAGAUGCCAUAGAAUCCCUUCUACGUUAGUAGCAAACAAGCCCUUAGUAGUUGCCUUCUCCUGUAAUUUGUAGUUUGUUGGUUCAUUGCAUAGCAGUAGCAGCUACUUUUAAGUUCUAAGUAGUUUUUAAGUUGAA